AUGUCUCAAACCUCAUUUUCACCUCAAUAUUAUCAAGUAUUAGAACAUCUUCAACAGAGUUUUAAAUAUUAUGAUGAUAAAACUAUUGAAGAAGCAAAGCAUGCUUUGGAUGCCCUGCCCACAACUAUUCCAGACACCCACAUCGUGAAUGAGGUUAAAUUAGAUGAAAAGUACCUGACUAAAAGUAAAUAUUACUUGGAGAAUGGUUUGAAAAUUUAUGAAGAC
This is a messenger RNA of Scutellospora calospora, 225 nucleotides long. Lineage: Eukaryota; Fungi; Glomeromycota; Glomeromycetes; Diversisporales; Gigasporaceae. The record is from the annotation of a GenBank genome assembly.